Messenger RNA from Diabrotica balteata, 1240 nucleotides. The record is from the annotation of a GenBank genome assembly. Lineage: Eukaryota; Metazoa; Arthropoda; Insecta; Coleoptera; Chrysomelidae.
UGCAAACGUUGUUUGAUAAAGUAAACAAAUUCCGGAAUCUUCAAAGCAAGUGGUUAUGCGAAAUAUUUUAUUAUAGCUUUUACAGUGUUAUUAUCUUGUGUACCAAGUGAACUCAACACAACAAUGGAUUCCCUUAUCAAAUGUCUCUCUGGAGUACAAGCACUGUAUGCCUAGAUUUAGGCAAUACGCACUACAAGCCAGGACUAAAUGAUAGUUUCAAUCGAUUCCGAAGCCAUAAUCACCAUUCCUCUCAUUGUAAAAACAUGUCGAUGUCAGGUGACGAGAUACACAACCGCCGCUACCUCUCGUGGCGCAAACUCCAACUGUCCCGAGCAAAAUUGAAAGCCUCUAGCAAGACAUCAGCCCUUCUCUCAGGGUUUGCCAUGGUUGCGAUGGUGGAACUGCAGCUUCAGUCACCGAUGGAGAAGAUCUCUGGAGAAGUACUGGUCGCUUUUGCUGUGAUCACGACGUUGCUAGUAGCAGUCCACAUGCUAGCGCUGAUGAUAAGUACCUGCAUAUUACCGAAUAUAGAAGCUAUAUGUAAUUUAGAUUCUAUAAACUUGGUAGAAGAAUCGCCCCAUGAGAGACUUCAUUGGUAUAUAGAAACGGCGUGGGCGUUUUCGACGCUCUUAGGUCUAUUAUUAUUCCUGGCCGAAAUAGCCAUUUUGUGCUGGGUUAAGUUUAUAGAUAUUAACGAAACUGCAGCUUGGUCUGCCACUGUUAUUCUGGUACCUAUACUUUUUGUAUUUCUAGCAUUCGCUAUACAUUUCUACAGAUCUUUAGUAACGCAUAAAUACGAAACAACCUUAUCAGGUAUAAGGGAGUUAGAAAUGCUCAAAGAACAAAUUGAAACUGGAACUGUGCAUCGAAAUGGUGGAGGUGUAGGAGAUUUAAUACAAUCUAUUCAUGUCGUGUAAACUAGACUUGUAUACAGUCAAUUUUAAGUGAUUUAAGCAACAAUAAGUGCCUCGGUUUUUUGAGGUUGACAGAAACUCGUGAAGUACAAUAAGUGCCUGGGAGGGGGCGGGAACCUUUUAAAACUUAAUGCACGUUCGUAAAGACAAUCGAGAAGAUACGAGAUCUUCCAUCAGGAAAUCGUGGGAAGUAUAUGUUUUAGCAGAUUGUUCUACACUAUUUUCUAGUCGUAGAUCUUAUCAGAGAGGAAUCCCUGAGCUUUGGAAUUUAUUUAGUACUUUAUAAGACACUAAAGUGAGACAGAAAAAAUUAAUUAUUAUACUCG